GCAACGCUUCCCAUUGACCAGGCAUCCCUUCCGGUAGAUGAGGUCAACUUUUCCCCAGAUCCGCCAUUUCAGUCCCGGAGUUUCUUGUUGCACAUUAGUUUAGAAUUCAUUCUUCAGUCAUCUCAACGUGUAAGCGUUGGAGUUUCUGAGGUGCGAACAGAAAGCCCGUCCACUUUAAAACGCCUCGACUGUAAUUAGACGUGGAAGUUUCAGAAAACUGCGCUUUGUUGUAGCGUUUUUUUUUGUUUUUUCUUGAUUCUCACGGGAAACGUUAAGUCAACCAAAGUUUGUGUAUGAGUCGCGGAUAGGGAGAGGCGACGGGGAAAGGCCUCAAGCCUCGGACGAGAUUCCACAGCCAUGGCCGGCAAUUUUGACGCCGAAGACCGCUCUAGCUGGUACUGGGGAAGGCUGAGCCGCCAGGAAGCCGUCUCCCUGCUCCAGGGGCAGCGGCACGGCGUUUUCCUGGUGAGAGACUCGAUCACCAGCCCCGGCGACUACGUGCUGUCCGUCUCCGAGAACUCCAAAGUCUCCCAUUAUAUAAUCAACAGCGUCAGUAACAACCGGCAGUCUGGCUCAGGUUUGGCUCCCCCUCGGUUUCGGAUCGGGGACCAGGAGUUCGAGGCGCUGCCAGCACUGCUGGAGUUUUAUAAGAUCCACUACCUGGACACCACCACACUCAUUGAGCCCAUAAACAAGGCCAAGCACACGGGCUUCAUCAGCAUCUCCUCUGGUGGCGCCCCGCCGCAGCCAGACGAGGCAGAGUUUGUCCGCGCGCUAUUUGACUUCCCUGGUAACGACGAGGAGGACCUCCCCUUCCGCAGGGGGGACAUCCUGCGGGUGCUGGAGAAGCCAGAAGACCAGUGGUGGAACGCAGCUAACCAGGAGGGCCGAGCCGGGAUGAUCCCGGUGCCCUACGUGGAGAAGUACCGGCCCUCUUCGCCCACCGCUGCCGGCCUGGGCCCCCCUCUUGUGGGGAGCGGACAGGGGGGUCCGGCGGGCGGCACAGACCCAACGGGGUCCCCUCAGCCCAACCCCGGGGACCCCGGCCAGUACGCUCAGCCUGUGGUCAACGCCCAGCUCCCUAACCUACAGAACGGGCCUGUCUAUGCGCGAGCCAUUCAGAAGAGGGUGCCCAACGCCUACGACAAGACGGCGCUCGCUCUGGAGGUGGGCGACAGGGUAAAAGUGACCAAGAUCAACGUGAACGGCCAGUGGGAGGGUGAGUGCAAAGGCAAACAGGGCCACUUUCCCUUCACCCACGUUCGACUGCUGGAACUAAACCAUCCGGACGACGAGAGCUGAGAGCCCCCCCCCCCUCACCUCCAGCACGUCUCCUUCUCUUUUGGUCCUCACGUGACGCUCUGAAAGAAAAGGAUUUAUACAAGCACACAAUAUAUGAACCUAUGAGCUCAAGCGUUACCACGGCAACACGAGACGGGCCUGCUGUCAUUUUGAAGAGUUUACACUACGGUCAGACUGAUACCGGUUCGCCUGGAUGAAGUUCUUUUCUCUCUGCUUAAAUAUUCUUCUGGAACUCUCAAUUAAACGUGGCUUGCAUUAAGAUGGAUGGCAGCAUUUAUUGGUUUAGUAUUUAUUCAUGCUACAUUUAUAGAGAUGCAGUCGUGUGAUGUCUGAACCAGAUGAGAAUGUUGAUUACCGGUUUCAUCUCAGCGUAGUCGCCACAACAGCAGUUUUAUUAGACGCAUGUAGUAAGUAGACCCUUUUUAGAGUUUUAGACACCUGACCUCUGUAAAGAAUGGCUGAAGAUUAGGAUUUAUGUCCCACUAUAUGUAUUUUAGCAAUUCAAUAAAAAAUUCCAUGAAACGUAACGACGAAACAACCCUCCCUGCUUAAUGAUACAGCAAAAGACUCUUUUUCGAUUACGACUUCCCACGGUCCAGUUGCAGUCAUUACCUAUAAUCCAGACCUGCCGUUGGGUAUCGAUUUCUCCUCGUUGGUCCAUGAAGCGCUGAUGAUGCAGACACCAGAACCGGCCAAUCAAUGAGUUCCCUGUCAGUCCACCGCGCUUCAUGUUGGCGGUCUAUGUGCUUGUCCCAGUUAGUGUGGGGGAGUCUUGUCUUGAUAGCAGCUGCUAGCCUGAAAAUAUUAAUCCUUUUUUUUUUUGUGAAUAAAAGACUAAAUGUCAGUUUUUAUCCAAAACGGGCAGCAUUUGGUGGCAGUAACCGGUAUCAGUUGAACCGUAGUUUACACACCUCCAAUCCAGUAUUUAAGUCAACACACACACACACAUACCAGAGUCGACCCACUCCUCCCCUCGUGUGUUAGCCGCUGCGUUUGAUUCACACAGCAGGGAAUGAUCGAUUGCACAUCGGAGACGAAACACUCGGCUCCUCUCUCUCAGAAUCAUGACUCGUGAGUUUCUGUGGGGCCAGACUGUGAAACGAGCAAAGACUUUUCCUGGAGACUCGGUCUUGUGGAGAAGACUCCUCCACGAACGUAUUAAAUCCCACGCUACACACAAAGUCCUUCCUUUUUUUUUUGUACCAAAAGUGGAAAAUAUUAUGAAAUGAUUGACUCUAUAUAAAUAUAUAUUUACACCUUACAUGCUAAAUACUGUCAUUUUUUUUAUUUUAAUUGUUUUUCUUUGUUACCAGCAAGACACUUAUUUGAUGUUUCUCUUUUGAAACACUAUUCAGCGCCGACAUUGAAACAAAAUAAGCGCCCUCCCCAGGGGGUUGGCGAGAUCCACUGAUGGCGUUUUAAAAGAUCAGAGGAGAAAGUUGAGGGAUUUUAUUUUCAUCUUUUAACGGGGUUUUGGGGAUGUUGAGAUAAAAGCCACCGUAAAAUACUAAAAUCCUCUAGCAUUGUCAUGUAUAACCUGUGAAACAAACCUGCCACACUGUCUUUUAUUUGGGCCAGGGUUCACACGUUACCUGUUUCUCAUCAGUCACAUGCUAUUAUUACAAACUGCUUUUUUUAUUUUUUGUUAUUGAACAUGUCCGUAUGAAAAUAAACCAUGAAAUGGGCCAAGA
This is a messenger RNA of Gasterosteus aculeatus aculeatus (three-spined stickleback), 2993 nucleotides long. RefSeq names its product adapter molecule crk. NCBI's taxonomy places the organism in Eukaryota, Metazoa, Chordata, Actinopteri, Perciformes, Gasterosteidae. The record is from RefSeq and is a predicted model, not a curated record. Gene Ontology annotation, molecular function: signaling adaptor activity; receptor tyrosine kinase binding. Gene Ontology annotation, biological process: enzyme-linked receptor protein signaling pathway; cell migration. Gene Ontology annotation, cellular component: cytoplasm.